This is a messenger RNA of Parastagonospora nodorum SN15, 2040 nucleotides long. RefSeq lists its product as hypothetical. Gene Ontology annotation, cellular component: nucleus. Lineage: Eukaryota; Fungi; Ascomycota; Dothideomycetes; Pleosporales; Phaeosphaeriaceae. The transcript is spliced from 5 exons. Gene Ontology annotation, biological process: regulation of transcription by RNA polymerase II. Bases 1 to 2040 code for a protein of 679 amino acids. The record is from RefSeq and is a predicted model, not a curated record.
AUGGCGAUCUAUCAGCGCAAGCAGACUAAGAUUCUCCUCACCUUCAAGGUGCUUCAAUUUGUCAAUCAGCUCCGCCGACGUGUCAGGCCGCGCACUCUCCAUGGCUCCUUCGGUGUCUGCCCACUUGGCGCUGAUGCUCUCGGCCUGAGGGCGAUCAAGAGGAUUCCGAGUGGGCGACCUCGGGCCUGCAGCGUGCGAAACACGACUCCAUUGCAUCACCGCCCGAGGCGUGUUUGCAAAAGACGCAAAAGCAAUGCGAGCGCAUUCGGCACAUCACCGGCACCUCGUGCGGCGGCGUGCAUUGGUUCCGCCGCCUCAGACACGUCUGGCGAGCAGGUGCAACAUCUGCUUAGCUGCGUCGGUGAUCUCAAUCCAGCACACGCGCUUGUGGCCGUUGCGGGCAAUAAUAAGCUCUUUCUCAAACAUCACAAUGCGACGAUCAUCGAGGGCUGCUCUCUGAACCAGACCAUACAGCUCCUGGUCGCUGUCCGGGAAGCCCUGUGUACUUUUGCUGCGUGUCGCUCACAAUAUGGUGACGACUGGCUGUUGGUCCAAAGCCUGGGCAUCGGGCUCGACAUUGACGACACCUUCAUUGCCAACUAUGAGCAUCUCUUGUUGCAACUGCAGGCCGAGCUGGUCCAAGUAUUGGCACGCAAGGCACUGGAAGAGCUGCUGCGCGGGGGCCAUGACAAGAGGCAGCGUAAGCUCCUGGCUUGGUUCACCGAAUUCGCAGAGAAGCCACGGCCGCUCAGCACGACGUUUCCAUGGACCAUCAAGGCUUCGCUUGCGGUCCUGUGGGGUGUGUGCUGGAUGUUUUAUGACCGCGACUCCAGUGAGCACGAUGCAAAGGCCGACACGCGGGUGCGACAAAACCGACUGCUCGAACAGCUCGAUCUCUCCAACAAUGUGCCAUGGAGCGCUCCCGCGUCGUCCGACUUGCUAAUUUGGGAAGACCGCAACUUUGGCUUGGAGCUGAUUGGCCAGCAGCCGCAACACACCAUGCAGCAGGCAGAUCAAGCCAUCGUGACCGCGGGGCUUCAAGAUGUGUUCCAGGCACGAAACACGGAAACAUGGGAGUCCGAUCACAGCCCUUUGGGCUUUAGGCUGCCGAGCCAUGAGGAUGUUGGAGCGAUGGGCUUGAUGCGCUAUGGUCAAGCACCGCCCCAGAUGCCUGUACCCCACAAUCCAAUCAAACACGAGCGGACUUCCUCGAUCGCAUCCGUCUCCAACAUUCUUACGCCCAUCAGCAUGUCCGGACCUCGCUCACCACUGCCAUCCCCGACCGCUGGCGAACGACCACUCGUUCCCACCACCCCUCCAACACACAGCAUAAACGACUCAGAAGAUCGCUCUUCGCCAGACGGGGAAGACGACGGAUCGCUGCGGAAGAACUUCAGCUACAAACGGGCCGAAGAACCCCCGAGAAACCAAGAAGGCAAGAUGACCUGCAGGCAUCAUGAAUGUGCGGGGGUCUUCUUCGAUCGCAAAUGCGAGUGGAGCAAGCACAUGGACAAGCAUGACCGCCCUUACAAGUGCAACGUCAAGGGCUGCGAGAAGCUCCAAGGGUUCACCUACAGCGGCGGACUGCUGCGCCACGAGCGUGAAGUCCACAAGAUGCACGGCGGUACCAAGAAAUCUCUCUUCUGUCCCUUCCACGACUGCAAGCGCAGCUCAGGCGCUGGCUUCACCCGGAAAGAGAAUCUCGCUGAGCACAUCCGCCGUGUGCACCGUCGCACCAGCAUGUCUGCUGACAUGCACGGCCUCAUCAUCCGUCGCGAAACCACGAUGGAUCGCUCGCCCAUCCCAGAGUCACGCCAUGCAUCAGAGUCACCGUAUGUACGCACCGUUGACUACCGUGGCGAUGACGAUGAUAUGAGUCUGAAGCGCAAGCGAGGCUCUGACUCCGUUAUUUCAGAGCGCGAUAGCGAGGAUCUGAGGUCGGAGGUCAAGCGCCUGCGACAAGAGAACGAAGAGAAGGAUUCAAGGUUACGACAGCUCGAACAGGCCGUCAUGGCGCUGCAGCAUCAGACGCGCAGGUAA